This is a messenger RNA of Salpingoeca rosetta, 1944 nucleotides long. RefSeq lists its product as uncharacterized. Bases 401 to 1537 code for a protein of 378 amino acids. The transcript is spliced from 10 exons. The record is from RefSeq and is a predicted model, not a curated record. Gene Ontology annotation, molecular function: protein serine/threonine phosphatase activity. Gene Ontology annotation, biological process: protein dephosphorylation. Lineage: Eukaryota; Choanoflagellata; Craspedida; Salpingoecidae. Gene Ontology annotation, cellular component: nucleus; cytosol.
UCAAAAUUGACUAAUUGAAAAAUAUAAAAAAAAAUUGGUGUAUGCGUGCCAGCCUGAAACGAACUCGCACCAGCCAGCCAAAAGCCAACAACCACCACACACAUCCGUUUUCCACACACACACGCACACGCAGCUCCGCACCAUCAACGGGCACGACGACAAACCCCCCUCCUCCUCCUGUCAACAACAACAACAACAACAACAAAGCAACGACGAUCUGAGUGAGAAGCAGACCACAUUCGAUUCUUUGCUGCAUCAAGGCCCCAACGUACGUGUGCCCGUCACCCAAUCAAUCACAUCAAAUCAAUCAAGCUGAUCCGCAGACAAGCCAGGGGUUGCUUCGCGACGUCCAGCACGACCACCACCGUCACCGUCACCACCCACACAAACACAACCAGCCAUGGGAGCAUUCCUUGACAAGCCAGCUGUGGAGAAGGAGAACCACAGCGGCUCGUGCGAUCGCCUCUCCUACGCGUUGGCCGCCAUGCAGGGCUGGCGGACAGAGAUGGAGGUCGGGCUGGAGUUUGUCAAUAUCCUGACAUCCACGCCAACCUUCAAGGAAGGCGACAAGACCCCCGAGCACCUGUCAAAGUCGCUCAGACAAGCCCACUUUGCAAUGGACGAGUACUUGAAGGAGAAGUUCCCAAGCUUGCUCACUGGGGAGGACAGAUCAGGAACAACGGCUGUGUCUGCCUUUGUCACCCCAACACACAUCAUCAUCGCCAACUGCGGCGACUCGCGCGCUGUGCUGUGCUCUGACGGCGGCGUCAAGUUUGGCAGCAACGACCACAAGCCGACCAACGACGAGGAAACAAAGCGCAUCACGGCGGCCGAGGGCCAGGUGGUGCUUGGUCGCGUCAACGGCAACCUCGCCGUCUCCCGCGCCCUCGGCGACUUUGUCUACAAGGACGUCGAUGCGCUGCCCGCAGAGAAGCAGAAGGUCUCCCCAGAGCCAGACAUGACCACCUUCGAGCGAUCCGAGAAGGACGAGUUCCUGGUGCUUGCGUGCGACGGCAUCUGGGACGUCAUGUCCAACGAGGCCGCCUACACAUUCGUCUGCAACCAAUUCAAGGCCGGGUACACCCCAACAGAGACAUGCAACCGCCUUCUCGACUACUGCCUCUCCCUCGGCAGCAAGGACAACAUGAGUGCUGUUGUGGUGAAGUUCGCUGCGGCGCCGGAGAAGGUUGAAGGGUUCAAGGCGCCCGAGGAGAUUCCCGAUCCAAACCAGGGCGCAGACCGCGAGUCGCCAACCCCGCAGGGCCACGUCGUCGGCAUUGAGACCAUCCUCUCCGCAAUCAUGCAAGGGGGCGCGACGGUGUCGUCGUCUCCCGGCGAGGACGGUGAGGGCGAUGGCCCUGUUGUGGAGCAGGUGACAGAUGGCGAUGACAGCACCGAGGACAGCAAGGGCGACAACGACAACAAUGACACCAGCAACGGGGAUAGUGACGAGCAGAGCCGCGCGGACACCAGCGCUAGCGCUGAGCAUAAGGGUGCGUCCGAAGCAACGGAUGGCAGCGACAAGAACGAGAGCUAGACACUUCACCAGGCUUUUUUUUUGCUCGUGUGCCACAUCACCUGCUGUUUGGCUGCUGUUUCAUGCCGUUGGUGCCGUUGUCGUCGUCAUCUUGUGCAAUACGACUGUCACUCUCCUCUUUGUUGGGUGGGGGACACGCACUGCACACUGCGCCACUGCAUUCUUGCCUGUGCCCUUUCCUUUUUGCCUUGGUGCCUUGCGUGUUUUGUCAUUGUCUUCAUUCUGCCUACGCUCUCUGUGAUGCUCGCUCGUUCUUCGCAUGCGUGCGUGUCUCUUGUUCUGUCGCUCCGCAUUGUUGCUUCUUUGCUUGGUCUUCCCUUUUUGCUGCUUAGCUGCUCCUUGCUCGCUUGCUUGUGCCUUGUCAUUCAUACAAUACCGCCAGAGAACCCACGUACGUUGCAUUGCAC